AUGGGGAGGAGAGUGUUGUCAGUCAACGACGGUCCGGACAAUAGAAAACACACCAUCUCCACGCCCCACCACCCCAUGAAGUUCUUCGCUCCAAACACAAUGCAAGCCUUCUGCGGCGCUCCUACGCCUCUGCCGCGGUCAACACGUCACCACGUGCUACCGCCCACCUCACCGCGAAGGCUCCCCGUUUCCCUGCGCUUGCGAAAUUCCUCCAAAAGAUACAAUUCGGACUUCACGAGGUCGAGAUCCCAACCGUCAAAGGACGCCUCCGAGUCGAACAACUCGCCCUCAGAUCCAAUAUCGCAAACCCCCGCACCAUCACCUUUGCACCAUCACUACGAUCCAAAUCACGAGACAACACUACACUCUGCUGGAGGUAAUGGUGCUGCCCCGCCGUACAGCGGCAACGGCCAUUGGCAUGGCGACGGCAGUGGCGGAGACGACCGGCAAGAUCCCGUCGACCCCGAGGUGCUCGCCAUUCUGACCGCCGCUGGCCGAGACAUCUCCUCUCUACCGGUAGAUGUCCGCACCGCCACUGCCUCCCAACUACGUCGCCUCAUGGCCGUGGAGAAAAUCCCCCUCCUCGGUUGGCUCGCCAGCAUGUGGCCUGCUCUGAGAAACAGGCUCGUUGCCAAUGAAAGGCUACCGAUUCAGCUUGGCGUCGAGUUGAGCGUCGGCUUCAUGACCAAGACCCUCGCUGAGGUCCAGGGAAGGGGAAAGCGCUUCUGGAAGGAGUUUGACUUCUAUCUCUCUGAUAUGGCCCUCGAGCUCGUCGGCGAUGCUAUGCUCGUCUGGCUCUUGUCCCCUACUGCGCUUUUCAGUGCCAGUGCCAAGACCGCUGGUUUGGGAGCAUUCCUGCAAGGAUUACCAAAACACGCCGGCCAAAUCGGUGCAUUCUCCCCUUUUCAACGUACAUCUGCUUUCACAUUCAAGGCCUUCCAGUUUGGACUGGUUGGUUUCUUCUCGUCGAUGCUGGGCCACGGUCUCACAACACUUCUCGUCAAGCAGCGUCGCGCCGCGGCUGCCCGUCGUGGCGAGGCAGAGGAAGGCGGGGUGCAAUUAGCACCCGUCGUCCCUACGUCAGCCGUAUGGGGAUUGUUCAUGUUAUUAUCCAGCAACUCACGCUAUCAGCUCGUUAAUGCGUUCGAGCAACACGCACUUGACCCUUUGCUUGGACGAAACGCCCUUGCCCUGACUGCUGUCACCUUUGCUGUCCGUUUUUGGAACUGUUUUGUUGGUGGUGUGCAGUGGCUUCCGUUUGCGCAGCACUUUGGUAUUCAGUAGGCCUUUUCGACAAAGGCGUACGCACUGUCGAGAUCGCGAUCAAAUGACUACGAAUCCUGAAUCCUUGCCUUUACCAAAGACACGUUCUCUCUGCGUAAAGACUGAGCAAAUACGCAAAAGAGCAUUUACUAGUAGGUUUACGCAAGCAGAAUUCUGCAAUAGACCGACCUUGUCAUCAGUUACUAGAGCCAAACCGCGAGUGAUGAUGAAAUGCGCAAAAACAAAUAAAAAUAAUAGUAUCUGUCA
Chondrus crispus (carragheen) is the source of this 1530-nucleotide messenger RNA. RefSeq lists its product as hypothetical. The transcript is spliced from 4 exons. The record is from RefSeq and is a predicted model, not a curated record. NCBI's taxonomy places the organism in Eukaryota, Rhodophyta, Florideophyceae, Gigartinales, Gigartinaceae. Bases 1 to 1284 code for a protein of 427 amino acids.